CUCUCAUGCGAGUGUGUGAGUUGCCGAAGUUGGCGGAGUUGCCUGGCCCGCGUUCGCAUGUUGAUUUCGCUUGCAUCGAACUUCCUCAUUGUGCGUACGACGAGCCAGUUGAAAGCGCUUGCUGCGGGAACGCCUCACCGCUCCCGCAUCGAUAAAAGAAGCGUGAUCCUUCGGACGUGCUGUGUGGACUGCGUCGAAGCUUAGAAAUGUGCAACGUUCAGAGUGCGACGUUAUUUUUCGUUAUCGCCUGUUGCGUCUCGCCCGUAGUGUUUACAUCUGACUCUACCAAUGACUCUACACCUGCGGCAACGACAAAUCAAGUUCCAGCCAUGACAACUGAGUCUCCGGUGUCUACCACGAUAUCCCCGCAAACAGCGUGUGCUCAGAAGACAAACACGUCUUGUUCCGACUGCUUAGCAGCUGGCACUGGGUGUUACUACUGUUCUACUACAAGAAGAUGCGGCUUCUAUCCCUACAAGAGGCUAAUCCCAAGCCAUGAUGAGUGUGCCUACUUCUCAGAAGUAUACUGGGGCGUCUGCUUUAUUUCUCUGCAAGGCACCGUGAUUGCUAUCAGCGUGGUUGUCGGCACUUUGUUGCUGGCACUAGUGGUGUGCUGUUGCUGUUGCUGCCGCAAGCGCCAGAACAGCAAGUGGCUGCGCGACAUGGCUCGCAUGGAAGAAGAGCGGAGACAGCGUCAGGAACGCGCAGAUGAGCGACGAGCUGAGCGCAAGACGCGCAACGAUGACAUCCGACGCAAAUACGGCCUUGUCCGAGACGAGACCCCACCUUACACUCGUUUUGACCACUGAUUUUUUUCCUGCAAGCAGCAUAGCAUGAUGGAAUGGUCGUUGCAAUAUGAGCUCUAUCUUGGGCAGUCUGAUCUGCCACACAAACCGGCUAGCAUGCUAGAGUUGUAACAGCAAACAGCUCAGCCACAAAAGGUGCAGCUAUGGCACAUGCUUUCUCCAUGCAUAUUUGAAAUGCUGAUGUACAUUCAGCAAAUUGGAUGACAUAGUAACUCAACUCGCUGCUCCCUUGCUUCAACGAAGAUGAAGUUUAUUUCCUGAAGCGAGCAGUUUUAUGCACAUUUGGCGCAUUCGCGGCUGAAUACUAGAAAAGCAUGUGCACACAUGCACCUGGCUACAUUACAGCUACUGUUAUUUUGCAAUUUCAUUUUGUAGGGUACCUUUGUGGUUGCUUCAUCAUAUUCGUCAAUGAAGGCAACAAGAGAUUGAGAGGUUGUAAUAUUAGGUUAGAUGAAGAAGUGAAGAAAGGCUUAUAAGCUACCCUGUGCCUUACAUGUUUGUGACAGAAGGGCAGUGUGGCACAAACGACCUGUGGUGCGUGCUUUUUUAUGAUUAAAUGUACGCUGAUGAUAGUGCAAAUUUUUAAAACCUGCAGAGGCCUUGAUUACCUUCAGAUGAAAGCCCAAGAAUAGGGAGCAUGUCAUAUGUUCAACACCACUCUUAAUUUUUUUCUGCCUCUUGCAGCUAAAUUUUAAUUAUUAUAGGGUACUUAGUUUUGUUGUUGCACUCACGCAAACUUUGUGGAACUCUCAGGUGUAUAUUUCUUAUGCAUUGUUCAGCGUGUGGGGUUAUUACACAUUCCUAGGCACAGCGACCUUGUUACUGUGUGCUUCUACAAGUGCAGUCUUCCCUUUCUUAGAUUAAUAGAAUUUUCAAGGAGUUUUACUGCGUACAGCCUACAUACAGUGCCUUUUCUCUUAAUUGUUGCCAGUACUAUGUUAAUUUUUGUUUGGAAGUGCCUUGCAACCUACAUUUAACAUGACCCAUGCAUUCCAAAUGUAAAGAGUGUUUGGCAUGGCAGUUCCUGCUUAAUUAAAGUUUCUUGUUUUCACCAAAAUUUAUUGUUCUGUUCUGCUGCUUUUGUUUGUCAUUCCACAAUGUCUUUCUUUGUGUAGUUGCAAUGUGUCACUGAGUGGACCUUGAAUGUUUGUUGGGUUAAGGCUGCAUAAUGUUAGAUUUCUUGAAUGUAGUUGAAGCUGGCUAUACCAAGCCCUAGGAAGAAAAAGAAACAAAAAUUUUAUAUGGGCAAAGUUUUGUUUAACAUUGUUACAGAAUUUGAAUAAAGAACAGUAAAGGACUCAAGAAACUGUUUAUCAAAAGAAUGAAAUUUACAACAACAAAUGAACAAAGUAGGGGGGGGGGGGGGUACUCAUAUUCUGAGCAGCACAUUUUGUCUCUUUGAAUGGGCAGUUGUUUGUGGUGCAGGCAUCUGUGAAGUGAAUGUGGCUGCCCAGGCAGUUAUACGAGUUUUCUCAUUAUCAUAAUAACAGCAUUCAUUAUGGACCCAGAUAUGUAAUCUGUUGGUUUCAAUGUUGUUAUUGAUACAUACGAAAUACUUUAUUGUAUGCCCCUGUAUUUUAACGGGCUAAUCAAGAAGAUAACUGAGCACAAAUUAUCUUGAGGUGAAAGGAAUCUUUUUUUUUUUUUUGCCUGCUGAUCUCUGUGGAGCUAAAAAAAUGGCAUGGUGCUCUGUGGCCAUUUAUCACAUGUGUUCCAAAAGCUAUCACAUGGUGUACUGUGAUCUCUAUACAGGGUGCAUGUUUUGUUGAAUGCUAUGUGGACGGUGUGCACUGCAAGGGAUGUCUGCUUGUAAAUGUUUGCGUCACUACUUUGAUAGCAAGAUAAGCAGGGACAUGCACCCUGCUACAUACGAGAAGCAUUGAACUACAAUGACUUCUGUUUCAAAAACAAGAAGGGAGAGGGGGAUAAUUUGCUAGGCAUAAUAAAGGUCUUCCGUUAUUCUCA
Dermacentor silvarum is the source of this 2771-nucleotide messenger RNA. RefSeq names its product pituitary tumor-transforming gene 1 protein-interacting protein. Lineage: Eukaryota; Metazoa; Arthropoda; Arachnida; Ixodida; Ixodidae. Gene Ontology annotation, cellular component: nucleus; cytoplasm. The coding region runs from base 207 to 809 and encodes 200 amino acids. Gene Ontology annotation, biological process: protein import into nucleus. The record is from RefSeq and is a predicted model, not a curated record. The transcript is spliced from 4 exons.